Molecule: messenger RNA, 954 nt
Organism: Rhodotorula toruloides NP11
Lineage: Eukaryota; Fungi; Basidiomycota; Microbotryomycetes; Sporidiobolales; Sporidiobolaceae
Product: TRAF-like zinc finger
Exons: 4
Coding region: 1-954 (317 amino acids)
Biological process (GO): positive regulation of JNK cascade; regulation of canonical NF-kappaB signal transduction
Cellular component (GO): plasma membrane signaling receptor complex
Molecular function (GO): zinc ion binding
Source: RefSeq, a predicted model, not a curated record
AUGGGCUUCGACCUCGACCGUUUCGUCAAGAAAGUGCCCGAGUACCUCCACUGCCCAGUCUGCCUCGAAGCGGCGUAUCCAUCUGUCCUUGUCUGCUGGUCGGAACACGCCCUCUGCGCGACCUGCGCGGAUCGCCUCGUCAAAGCCCAGUCGUUUGCCUGCCCGACCUGCAGGCAGGGCAUGGUCUUCCCGCUCAGGCCGUCGCUGCUUAUGAAUAGGGCCGUCGAGGACUACAAGAUCCGAUGCGCAAACGACGGAUGCCCCUGGACAGGCAGCGUCGCUAACGACCAGCAGCACUCCUCCGGUUGCCAGCACCGCAAGGUCCCUUGCAAGGCCUGCAAGACUCUCUACAAGGUCUCGCAGCGCACCGAGCACCUUCAGGUCUGCCCCGAACAGAUGAUCGAGUGCCCGCAGGGCGGCAAAGACUGCGGCGGUCUCAAGGCGGGCGGGAUGAGGAGGCGUCGUCUCAUGCAGCAGCACCUCGACACCGAAUGCGCUCAGUGGCAGUGCUCCGCCGUUCCCGGAUGCAGGACGAAGACGACUCUCGCCAACCUUGACGAGCACGAACAGGGCUGCCGCGCCGCUUACGACGAGAUUCUUCAGCUCAAGCUCACCAUCGAGGAGAAUGCGAAGCUUGCUGACCAGCGCGCGACCAACAAGGCGCUCGACUUGACCGCUUCGAGCGACGAGGAGGAGAAGGUCUUCCCUUCCUCGAGCGAUACCGAGGAUCUCCUUCCGCAGGCCGAAGAACCCGCCGCCUCAACUUCAAAGGCUGACGAACUCGCGCACGGCCCGAAACGCUCCGCCCGCAUCGCAUCGAAGCGCAAGGCGCCCAGCGACGAAGACUCCGAGUUGAGUCCGCGCUCUUCGCCUCCUCGCAUGCGUCUCAAGCGCGGUGGACCUCGCCCAGCCGUUCGCUCCGACAAGUCGCCUCGCCUUUCGCCCGAGUUUUGA